Molecule: messenger RNA, 2010 nt
Organism: Trichomycterus rosablanca
Lineage: Eukaryota; Metazoa; Chordata; Actinopteri; Siluriformes; Trichomycteridae
Gene: plrg1
Product: pleiotropic regulator 1
Exons: 15
Coding region: 100-1641 (513 amino acids)
Biological process (GO): mRNA splicing, via spliceosome
Cellular component (GO): catalytic step 2 spliceosome; precatalytic spliceosome; Prp19 complex
Molecular function (GO): protein binding
Source: RefSeq, a predicted model, not a curated record
GUUGUGGUAGGCGGUGUGUUUGUCUGGACGUGUGUGGAUUUCUUGCUACUUUUUUAAAAAAAACUAUUAUUGUUUGAAAGAAGGGAGCUGGUGUUAAACAUGUCAGAGGAUGUCCAGAAGCACUCUGUGCACACGCUGGUCUUCAGGUCUCUUAAAAGGAGCCAUGACAUGUUCGUGUCUGAUCAAGCCAAGCCUGUCGCUCUUGAUGAAACAAGUCACAAGCUGAAGAUGAAUACCAAACUGAGAGCAGAGUAUGGACCUGUAUUGCACAUGCCUGUUCUUAAAGAGGGGAAAAAAGAUAUUCACAACACUGAAGAGCAAUAUGGGAGCGCAGGCUAUGCACUGGCAGAGAGUGAUCAAGAAUACCUCAUUACAGGAACGCAUCCUUACCCAUCUGCACCAGGAGUGGCCCUUACUGCAGAUACUCAGAUGCAGAAGAUGCCCAGCGAAUCUGCAGUACACAGCAUGGCUCUGGCUCUGCCUCCUUCUAAAGCAAGGCAGGACAUGAAUCGCACUGCAGCAGGUGUCAGUGAAAUCCACAUGCACGCUGGUGCAGCAGAGAGAUCCAAACCUCCACAACACACAAUGGCUUUAGCGGAAUCUGGAGGAACAAAGAGCUCUGCCUUGAUUCCACGAAAAGCUCCCACAAUGCCCAAACCACAGUGGCACCCGCCAUGGAAGCUCUACAGGGUGAUCAGUGGCCAUCUGGGUUGGGUCAGAUCUUUAGCAGUGGAGCCUGGAAAUCAGUGGUUUGUUACUGGAUCUGCAGACAGGACCAUAAAGAUUUGGGACUUGGCAAGUGGAAAGCUGAAGCUGUCUUUAACAGGUCAUAUCAGUACAGUGAGAGGAGUGGCAGUGAGUUCACGCAGCCCUUAUUUGUUCUCUUGUGGAGAAGACAAGCAGGUCAAGUGCUGGGACCUUGAAUACAACAAGGUUAUUCGUCACUACCAUGGCCAUCUCAGUGCUGUAUAUGAUCUAGACCUUCAUCCUACUAUUGACGUCCUGGUGACGUGCAGUCGUGAUGCUUCGGCCAGAGUUUGGGACAUAAGAACAAAAGCUAAUGUUCAUACGCUGACUGGUCACACAAACACGGUCGCCACGGUUAAGUGUCAAAGUGCCGAGCCGCAGAUAAUUACAGGUAGCCACGACACCACAAUAAGACUCUGGGAUUUGAUUGCUGGAAAGACGAGAGCCACGCUGACCAAUCACAAGAAGUCUGUUCGAGCACUGGUGCUGCAUCCAAGACAAUACACCUUUGCCUCUGGUUCACCAGACAACAUCAAGCAGUGGAAAUGUCCAGAUGGAAACUUUAUUCAGAAUUUGUCAGGACAUAACGCCAUUAUUAACACACUUGCUGUUAAUUCAGACGGCGUGCUGGUUUCUGGAGCUGACAACGGUACGAUCCACAUGUGGGACUGGAGAACUGGUUAUAAUUUUCAGAGGAUCCACGCAGCUGUGCAACCCGGUUCUCUGGAUAGUGAGUCUGGGAUUUUUGCCUGCAUGUUCGAUCACUCUGAGAGCCGUCUGAUUACAGCCGAGGCAGACAAAACCAUCAAAGUGUAUAGGGAGGACGACACAGCGACCGAGGAAACUCACCCUGUAAACUGGAAGCCGGACAUUCUCAAGAGAAAGAGAUUUUAAAGUCUUCACUAUUUGUUUUUUCUGACUUUUAUUCAAGAGCUUCGGUUUCUGCCUGUAAUUUUUUUAUGGUUUAAUAAUGAUAGUAAUGGAGUUGAAAUGUCCUUUCGUAUACACAGACAAUAGAAAAAUGCUGCCCACUUUUUGUUAGGUCAGUUAAAAUUAAACUUUUGGCUCCAAGUAUUUCAACCUGUUAAAACGUAAAUGCUUUCUUCAUUUGUAAAUAGAUUUUCAAAACGGAUUAAAUCUCUUUUUUAAGCAGGCCAAUAAAACUAUACAGCUGCAGUUGGUUCAACUGCUUUAUAAUGCUGAUCACAGUGUUUAUACUAAACUCAGCAUUAUGUGAAAUAAAGAAACUCAUAAAACACAAAA